Messenger RNA from Penicillium malachiteum, 762 nucleotides. RefSeq names its product GNAT family N-acetyltransferase. The coding region runs from base 1 to 762 and encodes 253 amino acids. Gene Ontology annotation, molecular function: acyltransferase activity, transferring groups other than amino-acyl groups. The transcript has 2 exons. The record is from RefSeq and is a predicted model, not a curated record. Lineage: Eukaryota; Fungi; Ascomycota; Eurotiomycetes; Eurotiales; Aspergillaceae.
AUGACCGUGACCAGCCCAGAAUUCGAGGUGAAAGUAAUUUCCACCAAGGAAGAAUAUGCUCGUCUAGUCGAGGUUCUAUGGGCAGCUAGUGCACGCCCAUACAAUCCCGUCUUUACCGCCAUACACCCAAUCAACGGACACACACCCGAAGAUCGCGCCCGUGACAAAGCACUAGAUACCGAGAUACGAUGGAGUGCUCAUGAAAAGAACCCAAACUCGCAUUUAAUCUACGCGAUCGAUAAAGAAACAGGCCGAGUAGCCGGAGGAUGCGAAUGGCUAAUCUUCAACAAGAACCCAUUCCCGAACGGACCGCAGCCUAUGAAAUGUACCUGGUAUCCCGAAGGCACAGAGCGAGCGGAGUACGCGGAGGUGAUGCUCAAUCAAGCGUUUUUCCCACGACAGUGCUGGUUUCAGCGACCGCAUGCGGGGGUUAAUGCGAUGGGGGUGCAUCCUGAUUAUCGACGUAAGGGUGUUGGGCGGUUAUUGAUGGAGUGGGGACAUGAGAUUAUUGAUCCGUUGGGAUAUGAGAGUUUCAUUGAGGGAAGUCCGGUUGGAAGGUGGCUUUACGAGAAGUGUGGAUAUCGGAGAGUCAUGGGCCUUCAUGUGGACUUUGAUAAGCCUAAUCCAAGUGAUGAAUGGUUGCGGUUGAUUCAUGAGUGUAAACCGCCAGGCAUUCUAUUACUUUGGAGACCUCCACGUGGAGAGUGGACGGAGAAGGUGCCUCCUGGUCCGUGGGCCGUUACUGAGGAGACUUUUCAGUAG